AUGGUUGAUUCUUCUAAUAAUGUACCAUAUACUGAAAAUUCAAAUAAAAUAGCAUUAUACGCUUUGUUAAUUUAUAAAUAUGAUAUAUCACAACCAAUUUUUUUAUCAGCUUCAUUUGAUUUAUCGUCAUUUCCUUUUUUUCAUAGAUCUUCUUUGAAAGAACAUAUAUAUUUUCAUUCUAGAUUAGUAUGCAGUAGAACUCCUAGAGGAAACAGAGAAGUUAUAGAAUUAGAAUCAGGUAUUGGGCAUUUACAUAUUUACACAAAUAGUGAAAAUAAUAUAAGUGUGUUAGUACUUUCUACACCAUCCUAUCCAUUAAGAAUUGCCUUUGGGUUAAUAGAUAAUACACAAAAAUUAUUUAUAGAAAAAUGUAAAGGGCAAUAUGAAAAUAUUACACAAGAUUUAAAAGAAGGAGUAUUAUUUAAUAAUGAAUUAAAUGAAUUAUUAAAAAAAUAUCAAAAUCCGUCUGAAGCAGACAAAUUAUCAAAAGUACAAAAAGAUCUUGAUGAAGUUAAAGAUGUUAUGUUAAAAAACAUUGAAGACCUUUUACAAAGAGGAGAGAAAUUAGAUGAUUUAAUGAAAAAAAGUCAAGAUCUUUCGAAUUCAUCCUAUCAAUUUUACAGACAAGCUAAGAAAAAUAAUCAAUGUUGUAAGUUAUAUUGA
Plasmodium gallinaceum is the source of this 663-nucleotide messenger RNA. It is a transcript of the gene YKT6.2, whose product is annotated as SNARE protein, putative. The record is from RefSeq and is a predicted model, not a curated record. Gene Ontology annotation, biological process: endoplasmic reticulum to Golgi vesicle-mediated transport. The transcript is spliced from 2 exons. Lineage: Eukaryota; Apicomplexa; Aconoidasida; Haemosporida; Plasmodiidae. Gene Ontology annotation, molecular function: SNAP receptor activity. Gene Ontology annotation, cellular component: Golgi apparatus; membrane. Bases 1 to 663 code for a protein of 220 amino acids.